AUAUUCUGCUGGUCUGUCUCUUCGCUUGUUUCAACUCGACUGCAACUGAGAGAGAGAGAGAGAGAGAUAGAGAGAUGGAAUCGAGCGGAUCUCAUUCGAUCAAGAAGAAAAUCCUGGUGACAUUCGACGUCGAUGGGACUUUAAUCCAAAGCACGGGCCCUGCGUCAAACCGGUUGCAUCGCCGUGCCUUCUCCCACGCCUUCCUAGACGUUUUCGGCAUUAAAGACGCCACCAUCGAUGUCAUCCAGCAUCAUGGGCAAACGGAUCCAGGAGUAAUUGUGAAUACACUUGUGCACUACGGCAUACCUUCUGAAGUGGCUACUGAAAAAUUACCAGAUUUGAAGGCAAGGAUGGUUGAGUAUGCUAAGGAGCAUGCCCAAGAUAUUGGGGAGGGCCUGCAGGUGCUCCUUGGAGUUGCUUCUCUCCUGCAUGUAUUGUCUUCAAAGGAAGAUGUAGCCAUUGGUUUGGUUACAGGUAAUUUAGAAGAGAUUGCAUGGUUGAAGAUGGAGGGCCUCUGUAUCAGGAAAUAUUUCACAGUUCCAAAUUUUGGAGGAUUCGGAAGUGAUCACAUUGAUCGAGGUCAUCUUGUGAUGAUUGCGGCAGAUAGAGCUGAGAAGCUGUUUCCUGGAGGAUUCAAUCUGCGAGUACAUGUUGGGGAUACGCCGAACGAUAUCCGAGCUGCUGAGUUUGGAGGAGCUUUAGCAGUUGGAGUAUGCACUGGUAUCUUUAAUAAAGAGGAGCUGGAACAGGCAAGCAAUGGAAAUGCAGUUAUCCUUGAAGAUCUUGUAGAUACUAAUGCCUUCAUGAACUUGUUGGGCAUCUGAAGCUGAAAUCAGGAGAGCCCAUAUUCAGAUGUCAGAUUUUAUGAUAUUCAAAAGCGGCUGCUGCAUGCAAGGUAGCACAUAAUUGCAUAAUUUUAACUUGAAAGGAUUGUGUUUCAACACCAUGAAAAUACCUGACAGUUCUGUUGGAAAGUUUAUUUUAAGUCAUUAGAGAGAAUUACUCAAUUUCUAUAUUUUCA
Messenger RNA from Magnolia sinica, 1021 nucleotides. RefSeq lists its product as uncharacterized. The record is from RefSeq and is a predicted model, not a curated record. The transcript is spliced from 6 exons. The coding region runs from base 75 to 824 and encodes 249 amino acids. Lineage: Eukaryota; Viridiplantae; Streptophyta; Magnoliopsida; Magnoliales; Magnoliaceae.